AUCGAACAAUUUGAUCGACGACAACCUCGAUGCAGCAACCAUACGCCAACUACGUCCAGACUGAAUACUCGGGCAAAUCCUGAAGAAGCGAAAGUUCGAGACGUGAUUCCCCAAGGACACCAGAACACGGAUCCCGUCAUCGGCCGCAAACAAUCGCCAAACAUCAUCAACAACAAAGCCCCAGCCCCGCUCCAGAUAAUGAGAUAUUAUAUUAUAUAACAAUAAAACAUUGGGCUCUCGAAUACAUCUUUUACAUACAAACAAAUGGAUUUAUCCCAACCACAAACGGAGACGGUGCCCACGAAAAGUCGCUCGCGCUCAAACACGGCUGUCUCUAUGAAGGGGAGAAAGCGCCAGCUUUCCCGGGGAUCAACAACAAGUCUACACAGUGCCGCCACCCACUCGCUACACGAUCAACAAGCGGACGGUAACCCCGCCGAAUACCAGAAACAAUGGUUUGAGAACGAGCAACAACAAAGAUUCGCGGGUGGCGGCCAUGUAACUGCCGAAGACAUGGUUAUGCAGUCCGCCUCGCAGCUCCGAGACCCCCGGGACUAUGGCAUCGACCCCGCGCUGGGUGCUGCGGUCAACCAUACCUUAGGAUACUCGCAUGACGGCUCGUAUAGGCCCGAACAUGCACGGCGGUCUCUACCAACAGACGGCUAUGGAACAAGUUUUAUGGAGGAUGAUAGUCCUAUGCUUGAAGGCCGUAGCGAUGAGCAGGAUGACGUCGAUUCGUUAGCUGGUGCUAAUGGAGCUCCCAAAAAGGCUUCGAAGUCGAGUGCAGCAAAUGAACUUGAGAUGCGUCAGCUAUUUCAAAAUAAUAAGCACCGCAAACUACCUGAAGUAGCUACAGAGCUGCAUGGCAAUGAACGGGGCCCGCAGUCAGAGAGGAUGCGACAGGUGUUUGCAAUGAUCUGGAUAAACCAAGUUUGUGACAAAGGAAAAGGGUCAGUACCUAGAGGUCGCGUAUACGCAAACUAUGUUUCAAGGUGUGCAACGGAACGCGUCACGGUACUCAACCCAGCGUCUUUCGGCAAGCUUGUCCGAGUUCUAUUCCCUGGCCUUAAAACAAGGCGUCUUGGUGUCCGAGGUGAAUCCAAGUAUCACUAUGUCAACUUCAGCUUGAAGGAAGAUCAGCCAAACCUAAUUGAGAAUCCAUCAACGCAAAAAUACCAACCCAUGAAGACGGCAGAAGCCAAGAGGUUCGCGCAAGAACCUAGUCUUCCGUCACACACUCCGGUGGAUAAACAAGAAUUUCCAGGCAUGGCUUUCUCACCUGUCCUUGAGCAGACGAAUAAGCCUGCAUCUAGCUUUGUGCAAUCACGUAGUCUAUAUAACCAGUCAGUCCUUCACAACGUCCAGGAUCUCGAAUACAACGGCAAAAUAACCCAGCAUCUGUGCUUUGUCCCACCGGCGGACAAUUCGAUGCAUGAAUAUGAACCCAUCACGUUGCCAAAGAUUGAACCAUUCAUCCCAGCUGGGACAGAUCCGGAUUCGGCAACAGCGUUGACAGCGUUAUAUCGUUCCCACUGCACCUCUCUAGUGGACGCGAUCCGCUUUGUGAAACAAAAGACCUUCUUUUAUCUAUUCACUUCCUUUCAUGGCACCCUCACCAUGCCGGUACAGAAACUCUUUGCUCACGAGAGUAUCGCGCCGUGGAUAGAAGAAUGCGAUUUCAUCAUGUACCAAAAGAUGAUCCGACUUCUAGGCCAUUUGACUCUUGAGGUUGUACCGCAACAAAUUCUAGAUACUUUGCAUGCAAUCUCAGAGCGCCUGGUUUCUCACAUCCAGACAUCUUUCCACGGCCAGCCUGCUCACGUCAUCGAUGCCAAGGUCGCCCCUGCGACCCUAUUCGCUGGCUUGUUAGAUCGCAUGUGCAGAGUCAACCUCACGGCCCAUGCAGCGGCAAAUAUGCUUUCUCAUCCUCCUAAUCGGGAUCAGAUGUACCAAGAUUGGAUAUCUAUGGUGCGUCUCCGAAAGGUUGCAGAAUGCAUUCCAACGAGGGCAAUGGAUGAUGUGGCAAGGCUCCUCUUAACAGAGCUACGAGAUCUCCUUGAUCCAGUUACGGUAGCUUGGGACAUUGAAAGUGUCACACCAUACGGCGAUAUGUCAGCUCGAAGCGGUAACCAAAGAGAGUCCAGCAUCCACUUAGAUUCGUCGACAGAAAAUGUCCUCGACCGAUGGGUCAAUUUCUUGGUGUCGAUUCCGGGCAGAUUCUCGUACGCUAGCCCAGCGGACAUUAUAUGGUGUGUUGAACGCGUCGGCACAGCAGUGAUGAGAGAUCUCACUAUCAAGUCCGGCCAGAGUUUUGGAUCCUGGUGGGUCACAAAAUGCUGGAUCGACGAGAUGAUAUCUUUCAUGGCCGAGAAGGGUGGUUUCAUGGAAUACAAGACAUCCAAUACCAGGCGGAACGAGAACAUAGUCCAGUCUCACCAGAACCGAGCGGCCGAAUCGAACCCGAAUGUAUAUAAUGGCCUGCCUAUGGACGACUUUGAGCGUCAGCAGUAUAUGAAUGGCUCUAAUGACCACGGCAUUACGAUUCCAGGUCCGAUGGACACGGCAAGCAGCGCAGCUAUGAAUGUCGUUUCUGGACAUGACGACAGUGGAAUUGGCAUGCGAACGCCAGACGACGAGUUCUCCAUGAGCAAGUUCAACUUCAGCGAUGCUCAAAUGGGAACCCCUAAUAUGGAUGGAACGAUCAACCUCGCACAGGCAGCUUAAAAUUUCCAAAGCAUGACACUUAUUGACGGCCUCACGUUGCGAUUGGGAAUUGGUACAUUUCUCGAAGCUUUCUUCAAAGCUCCAAACUAGGGUACAAGGGGUCACUGGUUGGGCACGGAUGGGACCCCAUUAUGAUCCUGGGAUGAUAUUUAUGAUGUAGACUUGUGUGGGGGCACGGCGUGUAUGUGUAUAUGGGAUUGCUUUUUUUUGGUAAUCCAUGGUGGAUUAGGUGGGCAAAGGCGUGAUUGUUUGGUUUGUGUUGGGCUGGAUGCGAUGAUUAUCAGUUGACUUACCGCGUUAUUUUUAAUUCUCCAGGGGAGCUGUGGAUGUCUGUCAUCGACAUUGAUGUACUUACUUCAAACUGAAUGAGAUAUUUUGUUUGGUCAUCACAAUGGAUUAUGUUCCCCUUAC
Messenger RNA from Pseudogymnoascus verrucosus, 3135 nucleotides. RefSeq lists its product as uncharacterized. Gene Ontology annotation, biological process: regulation of transcription by RNA polymerase II. The record is from RefSeq and is a predicted model, not a curated record. The transcript is spliced from 4 exons. Gene Ontology annotation, molecular function: DNA-binding transcription factor activity, RNA polymerase II-specific; RNA polymerase II cis-regulatory region sequence-specific DNA binding. The coding region runs from base 265 to 2724 and encodes 819 amino acids. Lineage: Eukaryota; Fungi; Ascomycota; Leotiomycetes; Thelebolales; Thelebolaceae.